ACGCCAUUACAGAACAUCAUUAGUAAGAAAAACAGUGAAACUUAUUCUUUGUGCUUAUUUAUUUAAAGCUAUACACACAAAUUGAAGUGAAAAGAUUCAAAAACAAGUUCCUUUAAUUUUCUCCCUUUUCUUUCAAAGGAACUUUUUUUUCUUUGGCUUUUCAAGAAUAGCCUCAAUUACCCAUUUUUACAUUUUUAUGCUUACAUUUGUUUGAUUUUUUUUUAUGUCCAUCCACAUUAAGAUAAAGGGUGCAAAACCCCAUUCUUGAUUUCUGAAAAAGAUUGAAGCUUUGGGGCUAAUGAGUCUUCUAGCUCUACUAUAUGCAGAAGAAAGUUGAAAUGGUUCAUUACCCAUUUUGAAAAUUUUGUGAAUUUAGUAUUGGAUUUGAAAGAUCCAUAAACUGAUAAGUUGGUAGUAAGUAAAUUGGUUUGGUUGCUGAGAUUCAAGUCUCUUGGAAUUUUGAUUCUCAGAAAAUGAUGGCCUAGCAUUUCUUAUCUCAUUGAUAGGUUAGUGUUUUCUUUCUUCAGGAUCUUGGUUUAAAUCAGAAUCAGUCUAUGAAAAUGGCUUCAAAAUCAUUCAAAGCUAGUAGAUCAUCUCUGUCAACAUCCUCAGAUUUGCCUGAUCCACAGCAUGGGAAACCCCCACUUCCUCCACAUGUGACUUUCCAACGGCGUACUUCUUCCGGCCGAUAUGUGAACUACUCAAGGGAUGAUCUUGAUAGUGAACUUAGCAGCAGUGACUAUAUGAACUAUAUGGUACAUCUCCCUCCGACUCCUGACAAUCAGCCCAUGGAUUCUAUUUCUCAGAAGGUCGAAGAGCAGUAUGUAUCCAGUUCACUUUUCACGGGUGGUUUUAAUUCUGUUACACGUGCUCAUCUUAUGGACAAGGUGAUUGAAUCAGAGGCGAAUCAUCCCCAAAUGGCGGGUGCAAAAGGGUCGUCGUGCGCUAUCCCUGGAUGUGAUGCUAAAGUGAUGAGUGAUGAAAGGGGCAUUGAUAUUGUUCCAUGUGAAUGUGAUUUCAAGAUAUGCAGAGACUGUUACCUGGAUGCUGUCAAAACCGGUGAUGGUAUAUGUCCGGGGUGUAAGGAGCAAUAUAAAGUCACUGACUGGGAGGAAACUAAUGGAAACAAUCGUCCGCUUCCUCUCACUGGGCCAGGUGGGAUGUCAAGGAUGGAGAGAAGGUUGUCAAUUAUGAAAUCAACUAAGUCGGGAUUGAUUAGGAGCCAUACUUCAGAGUUUGAUCACAACCGUUGGUUGUUUGAAACAAAGGGCACAUAUGGGUAUGGAAAUGCUAUAUGGCCAAAAGAAGGUGGAUUUGUAAAUGGAAAAGAUGAUGAUAUUAUGGAGCCUACUGAACUGAUGAGCAAACCAUGGAGGCCACUUACGCGCAAAUUGAAAAUUCCUGCUGCUAUCCUAAGUCCUUAUAGACUUUUGAUCGUCAUUCGGUUUGUUGUACUUGGACUUUUUUUGGCAUGGAGAGUGAAUCAUCCCAACAAUGAUGCAGUUUGGUUGUGGGGGAUGUCUGUUGUUUGUGAAAUAUGGUUUGCUUUCUCUUGGAUUCUUGAUCAAUUGCCCAAGCUUUGCCCGAUCAACCGUGCAACUGAUCUUAGUGUCUUGAAAGACAAAUUUGAAACACCAAGCCCAGGCAAUCCUACUGGGAGAUCUGAUCUCCCUGGUGUUGAUAUGUUUGUCUCUACCGCUGAUCCAGAGAAGGAACCCCCUCUUGUGACUGCUAAUACUAUAUUGUCCAUUCUAGCUGCAGAUUAUCCUGUAGAAAAACUUGCUUGUUAUGUCUCUGAUGAUGGAGGUGCCCUUUUGACCUUUGAGGCAAUGGCAGAAGCUGCAAGUUUUGCUAAUUUAUGGGUACCAUUUUGUCGUAAACAUAACAUUGAACCUAGAAAUCCAGAAAGUUACUUCAAUUUAAAGAAGGAUCCUUACAAAAACAAGGUAAAGCAAGACUUUGUUAAGGAUCGUAGGCGGGCAAAGCGUGAGUAUGAUGAGUUUAAGGUUCGUAUCAAUAGCUUGCCGGAUUCCAUUCGCCGUAGGUCUGAUGCUUAUCAUGCAAGGGAAGAAAUUAAGGCCAUGAAGCAACAGAGGCAAAAGACUGAUGAUGAACCUUUAGAGAAUGUAAAGAUCCCAAAAGCUACGUGGAUGGCAGAUGGAACCCAUUGGCCUGGGACAUGGUUGAAUUCUGGACCGGAGCAUUCCAAGGGGGAUCAUGCUGGAAUAAUACAGGUGAUGUUGAAACCUCCAAGUGAUGAUCCACUACAUGGUAACAAUGAAGAUGGGAUUAUUGACCUGACUGAUGUUGAUAUCCGUCUUCCCAUGCUUGUUUAUGUUUCCCGUGAGAAGCGUCCUGGCUAUGAUCACAAUAAGAAAGCAGGUGCUAUGAAUGCCCUGGUUCGAGCAUCUGCGAUCAUGUCCAAUGGUGCAUUUAUUCUUAACCUUGAUUGUGACCAUUACGUUUACAACUCCCAGGCUAUCAGGGAAGGUAUGUGUUUUAUGAUGGAUAGGGGAGGGGAUCGUCUUUGCUAUGUUCAGUUCCCACAGAGGUUUGAGGGCAUUGACCCAUCUGACAGGUAUGCCAAUCGUAAUACUGUCUUUUUCGAUGGUAACAUGAGGGCCCUUGAUGGGCUACAGGGUCCAAUGUAUGUGGGAACUGGAUGUCUCUUUCGGAGGGUAGCCCUUUAUGGUUUUGAUCCACCUCGCUCCAAGGAUCACCAGUCCGGUUGCUGUAGCUGCUGCUAUGGUCGCAAAAAGAAGCAUGUUAAUACAUCAGAAGAACAUCGGGCCUUGCGACGAGGUGAUUCAGACGAUGAAGAAAUGAAUCUCUCACUGGCUCCCAAGGCUUUUGGGAACUCAGCAGUUCUUAUUGAUUCAAUUCCUGUGGCGGAGUUCCAAGGUCGUCCUUUGGCAGAUCACCCAGCUGUGAAGAAUGGACGGCCUCCUGGUGCUUUGACCAUUCCUCGAGAGCAUCUUGAUGCAUCAACAGUUGCAGAGGCCAUCAGUGUCAUCUCCUGCUGGUAUGAGGAGAAGACAGAGUGGGGACAACGUGUCGGAUGGAUUUAUGGUUCAGUUACUGAAGAUGUUGUGACAGGAUACAGGAUGCACAACAGAGGUUGGAAGUCAGUUUAUUGUGUUACUAAACGUGAUGCAUUCCGUGGGACUGCCCCUAUUAAUCUCACUGAUAGGCUUCAUCAGGUCCUUCGAUGGGCUACUGGUUCAGUUGAAAUCUUCUUCUCCCGGAACAAUGCCCUUCUUUCCAGUUCAAAAAUGAAAUUCUUACAGAAAAUUGCUUACCUCAAUUGUGGAAUCUAUCCCUUCACAUCAAUCUUCUUAAUCGUCUACUGUUUCCUUCCAGCACUGUCCCUCUUCUCCGGUCAGUUCAUUGUCCAAACACUCAAUGUCACCUUUCUUGUGUACCUCCUGAUUAUUACAGUCACCCUCUGCCUGCUUGCGGUGCUCGAGGUCAAGUGGUCAGGCAUUGAGCUGGAAGAGUGGUGGAGGAAUGAGCAGUUCUGGCUGAUCGGAGGGACAAGUGCUCACUUGGCUGCUGUGCUUCAGGGGCUAUUAAAAGUUGUUGCUGGGAUUGAAAUUUCCUUCACCUUGACGUCAAAAUCAGCUGGUGAUGAAGAAGACGAUGACUUUGCUGAUCUGUAUCUCGUUAAGUGGACAUCCCUCAUGAUUCCACCAAUUACAAUCAUGAUGGUGAACUUGAUAGCAAUAGCAGUUGGUUUUAGCAGGACAAUAUAUAGUGUUAUACCACAAUGGAGUCGUCUACUAGGAGGUGUAUUCUUCAGUUUUUGGGUUUUAGCACAUCUCUAUCCCUUUGCGAAAGGUCUUAUGGGCAGAAGAGGCAGGACACCAACCAUUGUCUUUGUAUGGUCAGGACUUAUCGCGAUCACCAUAUCCCUUCUUUGGGUUGCGAUUAAUCCUCCAGCAGGCACUACCCAAAUUGGAGGAUCAUUCCAGUUUCCGUGAUCAGCUUCUCUUCCUCGGAAGCUUUCUCCUUGUAGCAAAAAGUGCUGGUAUGUUUUGAUUCAUCGCAUUCAGCUCACCGAUGAAAUUGGUGAUUAUUCACAAGCUGCUCAACUAUUUUUAGCAUAGUGGGAAGCAGAACUAAGCAAGUUUAGUUGAGUUGGACUUGGAUAGAGGAAAUUCAGCAUUUUUUUGUAUCAUCUUGGACCAGAAAUUAUUCAUUUAAUUGUUUGAUUUACCAACACCAUGAUGUUAAGGAUUUGCAAUAUACAUUUUUGUUCAUUCAACUGUUCUCUUCACUUCUUUCUUCUGUUAA
Molecule: messenger RNA, 4293 nt
Organism: Solanum pennellii
Lineage: Eukaryota; Viridiplantae; Streptophyta; Magnoliopsida; Solanales; Solanaceae
Product: cellulose synthase-like protein D3
Exons: 4
Coding region: 555-3980 (1141 amino acids)
Biological process (GO): cellulose biosynthetic process; plant-type primary cell wall biogenesis
Cellular component (GO): plasma membrane; trans-Golgi network
Molecular function (GO): cellulose synthase (UDP-forming) activity; mannan synthase activity
Source: RefSeq, a predicted model, not a curated record